This is a messenger RNA of Thrips palmi, 1152 nucleotides long. Its product is annotated as anti-sigma-I factor RsgI2-like. Lineage: Eukaryota; Metazoa; Arthropoda; Insecta; Thysanoptera; Thripidae. The coding region runs from base 32 to 892 and encodes 286 amino acids. The transcript has 2 exons. The record is from RefSeq and is a predicted model, not a curated record.
UUGCGGACGAUCUCCAGCCAUCAGCAGCACCAUGAGGAUCAUGAGGAGCACGGUGCUCGUGGCAAUGGUGGCGGCGGUGGUGCUCGCCGAGGACGCCAAGCCGGCCGAGAAGAAGCAGGAGAAGCGCGGGCUGGUGGACGUCGGCUACGGCUACGGCGGCCUGGACCACGGCCUCACCAGCCACAGCUACAGCAGCCUCGACCUCGGCGGCUACGGCCACGGCGCGCACUCACACCACGAGACCGUCAAGACCGUCACCCUGACCAAGGAGGUGCACGUGCCCUACCCGGUGCACCACGUCAAGAACAUCCCCGUCCCCGUCAAGGUGCCCUACGACGUGCCCCGCGCCAUCCCCGUCGAGAAGCCCUACCCCGUGCACCACGUCAAGAACGUGCCCGUCCCCGUGCACGUCAAGGUGCCCGCCCCCUACCCCGUCCACGUCGAGAAGAAGAUCCCCGUCCCCGUCAAGGUGCCCUAUGACGUGCCCCGCGCCAUCCCCGUCGAGAAGCCCUACCCCGUCUACGUCACCAAGGAGGUCCACGUGCCCGUCGAGAAGAUCGUCCCCUACCCCGUGCACGUCCCCGUCGAGGUGCCCAGGCCGUACGAGGUCAAGGUCAUCAAGGACAUCCCCGUGCCCGUCGAGAAGCACGUGCCCUACCCCGUCAAGGUGCCCGUCGACCGCCCGUACCCCGUGCACGUGCCCCAGCCCUACCCCGUGCACCACGUCAAGAACAUCCCGUACCCCGUGGAGAAGACCGUCCCCUACCCGGUCGAGGUGCCCGUCAAGGUCCCCGUGCCGCAGCCCUACCCCGUGGAGGUCGUCAAGGAGGUGCCCGUCCCGGUGCACGUCAAGCAGCACUACGACCACGGCCACUACGGCCACGACUACUAGAGCAAGACUGUGAUCCUUCAUCCUUCAUCCGCACGCCAUCACGCGCCAUCACGCCAUUUGUACAUUUCGCACCUCAUCGUGAAACUCUCCUCUUUCACCUGAUAGCAAAGUCGACAGUUUCACCGCCAGCAUCUCAUGCCGCCGCGCCGAGCGAGUCUCCCUCGUCCUGGACCGAGGACGCGUCCGGGGACGAGAACGGGUGUAAAUAAAUAAAUGAAUGAACAAAUCAAAGAUAAUAAAUGAGACGAUAGGUAAGAGAA